Molecule: messenger RNA, 1446 nt
Organism: Saccoglossus kowalevskii
Lineage: Eukaryota; Metazoa; Hemichordata; Enteropneusta; Harrimaniidae
Product: beta-1,4-glucuronyltransferase 1-like
Biological process (GO): protein O-linked glycosylation via mannose
Cellular component (GO): Golgi apparatus
Molecular function (GO): glucuronosyltransferase activity
Source: RefSeq, a predicted model, not a curated record
AUGUCGACAUCGCUCAUCAAAUACGUAUGGAGACUUUUUCGCCAGAAAUGUUCGACAAGUCGAGUGAUCGUGACAUUGGUUGCGGCGAUCGUGGUGCUUCAGAUAGUGCAUUUACUUAUGCUGUCACGUGUUGGCAAUACCCGAGGUAGCCGUAAAAUGCCACAAAAGUCCACAGAUUCAAACCGCGCAAGAAAAGCUACCAGUCUGCCGGUGAAGCUGUCGGAGGUUGGAUUGGAUUCAAGUGGUAACUACCAGGUCCAUACCUUUCUUGUUGCCAGUGAUCUUAUUGAACGAGGAACGGUAAUGAAAGAUGAUGUAACUAUAGUAACGCAGUGCUCUCCAAAUCAUCUUCAUCUUUUAUUUGACCAGGCUGAAAUAUGGGCAGGUCCCAUUUCUGUGGCCAUUUUUGCGCCAAACCCCAACAUUACAGCCCUAUAUGUUGUGAUUGCCCAUCUCCGACAUUGCUCAUUAAAAAUACAAAAAUUUGCAUCUUUUCAUCUAGUUUAUCCUCUGCGGCAAAUGAGCCAAUCCAGGGGAUUUAAUAAAGAGAACUACUCCAGUAGGCCAAUCGAAAUAGCCAUGCAUUGCACCGAAGUGAAAGAUUGGAUUAAAAACUUUGAUAAUCUGGACCAUGAAAACUAUGUUUUGGCAGGAGAUGUGCCUUAUCCAAAUAAUCUUCUACGUAACGUGGCCUGGCAAGGCAGCGUAACAGAGUACAUAUUAGUAUUAGACAUAGACAUAAUUCCAAGCAGUGGAUUGCUCGCAUCAUUUAAAAGUUUCGACAGAAGAAGGAAAUCUCUCAGCCUGAGUCAUUUGGAGAUGGAAGAGCCACCUGAAACUGUAUACGUUUUGCCUGCUUUCGAAAUCAGGGAAGGUAUCGAUAGAAUUUUUACACCCAUGAAAAAAAAUGAGCUCCUAACUCUCUGGAAUGAAGGAGAUGUUCGUCCGUUCUACGAGGAAGUUUGUUCAAAAUGCCAGAUCCAUUCCAGUUAUACGAGAUGGCGAACCUUUGAGUCGGAAUCGCCUGAUAUGAUGAACAUUGCAUAUGAAUUAGAAUGGAAAGAUCCAUGGGAGCCAUUUUACAUCGCCAAAAGACAUAUUCCUAAAUACGAUGAAAGAUUCAAACAGUACGGCUUCAACAGGAUUAGUCAGGUUUGUGAAGUCCACAUUGCUGGUUACAAUUUUUCUGUUAUGGACACAGGAUUUGUUGUGCACAAGGGAUUCAAGACGUCAGCUGGAAUGCAAAAGCGAUUCAAGGAAAACGACCAAAACCUCUUGUUAUUUAGACUUUUCAAAGAAGAAUUGAAAACCAAGUAUGAAGAGUCCAUGCGGAGGUGCUACUGAAAUGAAUAAAAACUAAUUCCUGAUAGAUCUUAUGAUCAUUUCUCAUUUUAACUUUAAUGUGUAGAUAUUUUAACAAAUAAUUAAAAUAACAUAACAUUUUUA